Molecule: messenger RNA, 5730 nt
Organism: Ogataea philodendri
Lineage: Eukaryota; Fungi; Ascomycota; Pichiomycetes; Pichiales; Pichiaceae
Exons: 4
Coding region: 1-5730 (1909 amino acids)
Biological process (GO): actin filament organization; vesicle transport along actin filament; mRNA splicing, via spliceosome
Cellular component (GO): myosin complex; U4/U6 x U5 tri-snRNP complex; vesicle
Molecular function (GO): actin filament binding; ATP binding; microfilament motor activity
Source: RefSeq, a predicted model, not a curated record
AUGGUGCGCAGGUUGGAGUCAAAAGUGUCCAGUUUCGAUUUGUUGAGGUCCAGGUUCUGCUUGACCACGUUUAAACGGGAGUCGAGGUCGUUUAGGUUAUUAAAGACGUCGCUCGAGUAUAACUGGCCUAUUUCUUCUUCUUUUGCUCCCAAAACCCGCAGAUAUCCGUUCAAACUGUCCAGGUUUUCGUUGAGCUCUGUAUUCAAUUGGUCGAGCUCCGAGGCACGAUAUUCUAGUUCUUCCAGAAGCUUGCCAUUCUCGGCCUCCAUGGAGUCCAGACGUUUAUCGAGGUUUUCAGCGAGUAGUGAGGCCAGUUCAUCGAAUUUGGCAUGCAGUUGCCAACAAGCCGCGCGCUGCCGUCGUCUGGGCGUCCUGAGAUGCGAAUCGGCCGACCGAUGGCUGGGCGUGGAAGUCAAAGCCGUCAACAAGAAGGACGGCAAGUACAUGAUCGAUCUUGUUAGCGAAGACGGACAGAAAAAUGUGUCGAUCGAAACUGACAACUUGGAAGAAAACAACCCGCAACUCCCACUUUUGAGAAACCAGAUCGAAACCGUGGAGGAUCUGACAGAGCUGUCACAUCUGAACGAGCCUUCUGUUCUGAACGCGAUCAAGCUUAGAUACGCCCAAUUCAGUAUCUAUACGUACUCUGGAAUCGUGCUGAUUGCCAUCAAUCCUUUCCAACGUAACGAUGAGUUGUACUCUCCACAUAGAAUCCAACGGUACGCCUCGAAAACACGAGGUGAGGAAGAACCCCAUUUGUUUGCCAUCGCAGAGGAUGCUUACCGGUGCAUGAAAACAGAUAAGCAAAACCAAUCCAUCGUGGUUUCUGGAGAGUCUGGUGCCGGGAAAACCGUGUCUGCCAAAUACAUCAUGCGGUACUUCGCGUCCGUUGACUCAGAUAACAACAACCACGACAUGUCAGAUACAGAGAAACAGAUUUUGGCCACAAAUCCUAUCAUGGAGGCCUUUGGUAACGCCAAAACCACUAGAAAUGACAAUUCCUCCAGAUUCGGAAAGUAUCUUGAAAUUCUUUUCGACAACGACGUGGUCAUCAUCGGUGCCAGUAUCCGUACAUAUUUGCUGGAGCGGUCCCGUUUGGUUUUCCAACCAGCCACCGAGAGAAACUACCACAUCUUCUACCAAAUGGUCGAAGGUCUUGAUGAGGCCUCGAAAAAAGAGUUUGGUAUUUCCUCAGUCGAUGAUUUCUUCUACCUGAACCAAGGUAAGAUGCCAAAGAUUGCCGGUGUUGACGAUGCAAAGGAUUUCAAAGAGACGUGCGACUCUCUGUCCUUGGUUGGUAUCACUCAAGAGCAGUUACACGGAAUAUUUAGAAUUUUGUCCGCUCUGUUGCACAUUGGAAAUAUCCAAGUCACCAAGACCAGAAACGAUGCCAUUCUUUCCUCAGACGAGCCAAGCCUUGUCAAGGCGUGCGAGCUCCUUGGAAUCGAUCCAACGGGAUUCGCCAAGUGGAUCGUCAAGAAACAAAUUGUCACUAGAUCAGAGAAGAUUGUGUCAAGUUUGAAUCACCAACAGGCUAUUGUCGCAAGGGAUUCUGUGGCCAAGUAUAUCUACACUUCUCUUUUUGACUGGUUGGUUGACUAUGUGAAUUCCGAUCUGUGUCCACCUGAACUCCAAAGUAAGGUGAAGUCGUUCAUUGGUGUGCUGGAUAUCUACGGUUUUGAACAUUUUGACAAGAACUCGUUCGAACAAUUCUGUAUUAAUUAUGCCAACGAGAAGCUCCAGCAAGAAUUCACUCAGCACGUUUUCAAAUUAGAGCAAGAAGAAUACGUCAAGGAGGAAAUCGAGUGGUCUUUCAUCGAGUUUUCCGACAACCAACCAUGUAUCGACGUUAUCGAGAACAGAAUGGGUAUUCUUUCGUUGUUGGAUGAAGAAUCAAGAUUGCCAUCCGGAAAUGACAAUUCUUGGAUUGAGAAGAUGUAUCAAUCUUUGGCCAAGCCUCCUCACGACAAAUCCUUCAAGAAACCAAGAUUUGGUAACAACAAGUUCAUCGUCAGCCACUAUGCUUUGGACGUGACGUAUGAUUCUGAAGGAUUCAUCGAGAAGAAUAGAGAUACCGUUUCCGAAGGUCAAUUGGAGGUGUUGAAGGAGACCAAGAACGCGAUGCUUUCUGAGAUUCUUGCCACCGUUGACAAACAAGCUGAGAAAUUAGCUGCUGAGCAAGCAGCUGCAGCUGCGGCUAAGCCAGGAAAGAAGGUGGUCAGAAAGCCAACUCUUGGAUCGAUCUUCAAGUCGUCGUUGAUUGAGUUGAUGAACACCAUCAACUCGACCAAUGUUCACUACAUCAGAUGUAUUAAGCCAAACGAGGAGAAGAAAGCUUGGGAUUUCGAUCCACUGAUGGUGUUAUCUCAAUUGCGUGCUUGUGGUGUCUUGGAAACUAUAAAGAUCUCGUGUGCUGGAUUCCCUUCGAAGGCUGUUUAUUCCGACUUUGCCAGAUACUACUCGAUUCUUUUGCAUUCCAGCGACAAAGAGGCUUACUUGAAGGGCUCUGGAAGCGAGAAGGAAGCAGUUGAAUUAACGAGGAAGAUCCUCAAAACAACAAUCGAUGACGACCACAAAUACCAGAUCGGAAAGACUAAGAUUUUCUUCAAAGCAGGAAUACUUGCUCUUCUAGAGAAAUACAGAUCGAACAAGAUCAAGCAAUCUGCUGUGAUAGUCCAGAAACACCUCAAGGGACAUCACCAGCGGAAGCAGUACUCUCAAAUACAGACAUCGCUACGUCAAACGCAGACCCUUGCUAGAGGAUUCUUGGCUCGACAACGUAUCAGGCGUGAGAUUGAGAACAAUGCUUCUAUCAAGAUACAAUCUUUGGUCAGAGGUCAUGCUGUUCGCUCCAAGUAUUCAUCUGCAAAGAAGUCUCUUGCGUCUUUGCAAGCCAUCAUCAAGGGUAACCUCUAUAGAUCGCAUCUGAGGGAAUCUCAACUUUCUGGCGCGGCUACUUUGAUUCAAUCUGCCGCUAGAGGUUUGGCUGCAAGACGUAACUAUCAAAAGACCAUGUGGGCCGUUUUGUACGCACAGAGCUGUUUCCGUCGUCAAGUUGCACGGAAAGAGUAUCUCAAUAUGAAGGCUGAGGCCAAAUCGGUCAACAGAUUACAAGAGGUGCAAUACAGUUUGGAGAAUAAGGUCAUUGAAUUGACACAGUCUUUGACCUCCAAGAUUGAGGACAACUCCAAGCUAAUGACCCAGAUAGAGGCCUUGAGAUCGCAAGUUUCCGACCAUCAAAAGCAGCACCAGGAGUCCAAAUCCAGAGAAGUUGAACUAAAUCAAAAGUACGACUCCACUGUCUCCAAACACACCGAGCAUAUUGGUUCUUUGAACGAAGACUUGAACAAGUACAAACUUGAUUACGAGACUGCACGUCAGAAGGUUGACGAACUGACUCAGGAGCAAACCAAGUUGAAGCAAGAUCUCCAAGACAACAUUGAACAGUUGAAGACCGCCCAACAAGCUCUGGAAGACUCGAAGAAGGAGAACACCACUUUGAACGACUCUAUCACGCAAUUGAAGCAAGAGCUUGCUGAAUUGCAAAGCCAAGUUGCAACUGGUGGUGCUGGUUUGAGCAAAGCUCGUUCUAGAGGUGUUCCUGGCUCUCCUGGUUUGAACCAGAAGACCAAUGGCAACUACGACCCACGUCCUGCCUCGAUUGUCACUACUACUGUGAGUAGAGAGGAGCUCGAUCUAGAGGCUAUCAACAGCGAGCUUUGGUCGUUGCUUAGAAACUCUCAAGUUUUGCACAAGGAGAUUGUUGAUGGAUUACUGAGGGGACUGAGACUUCCAAACGCAGCAGUGGCGUCUGAGCUUACGAGAAAGGAGGUGCUGUUCCCUGCCCGUAUCAUUAUCAUCAUUUUGAGUGACAUGUGGCGUUUGGGACUGACUUCUGAGAGCGAGGCGUUCCUAGGAGAAGUUUUGGGAGUUAUUCAAAACAUUGUGAACGGGUUGAAGGACGACGAUGUGAUCAAGCACGGAGUGUUCUGGCUGACCAACACGCACGAGUUGUACUCGUUUGUUGCUUAUGCACAGUCCACUAUUCUGGCCAAUGACUCGAUCAGCAAGGACAUGAGCGAUUCCGAGUACGACGAGUACCUAAAGCUCGUUGCUGUUGUUCGGGAAGACUUUGAGUCGCUUUCGUACAACAUCUACAACAUGUGGAUGAGAAAGCUGCAGAAAGAUCUGGAGAAGAAGUGCAUUUCUGCUGUUGUUCUUGCGCAGGCUCUUCCAGGGUUUGUUGCUCCAGAGUCUUCGCCGUUUUUGAGCAAGAUGUUCCAGAACAACCAUAGCCAGCAGUACAAGAUGGACGACAUUUUGACGUUCUUCAACAACGUGUACUGGGCGAUGAAGGCGUAUUUUAUUGAGCCGCGUGUGAUGAACGAGGUGCUGAUUGAGCUUUUGAAGUUUGUGGAUGCUGUUUGUUUCAACGACCUGAUCAUGAGGCGGAACUUUUUGUCGUGGAAGCGUGGAUUGCAGCUGAACUACAACGUGACGCGGCUGGAGGAGUGGUGCAACGGCCACCAGAUUCCGGACGGGUCCAAGUAUCUUGCGCACCUGUUGCAAGUUUCGAAGCUGUUGCAGCUGCGGAAGAAUUCGCCUGAGGACAUCGACAUAAUCUUUGAGAUCUGCCACUCGUUGCGGCCCGUGCAGGUGCAGAAGCUGAUUGCGCAGUACUCUGUUGCGGACUACGAGGUUCCACUGGACCCGGCCGUGACGACGUAUCUUGCGGAGCGGGUGAAGAACGACACAGGCAACGGGGGCAACAAGGACUUCUUCGAGCCACUGAAUCCGGACGGACGGUUCAGCGAUCCGUUCAGAGACGUUGAGCUACGGCCAUUCCACCGGGUGGAGGCGUAUGUGCCUGCGUGGCUGAACAUUCCUGUGAUCAAGCGGAUCAUCGAGCUUGUCACGAAAAACGCCACCGCGCAGGAGACAGCCGCGGACGAUUGGCACGAUGAUCACCACGAGCAAGAUGAAGAUGACUGCGGCCAGACACAAUUUGAGCUUGAGGUUCUUUUUCCACAUGUCUUUUCUGACCUGGUUAGCGGACCGGUUGAACAGCUUAGCGUUGGUGCUCAGGUCGUUUGCGCGGGUGUCGAUAUCCUCCAAAACCUCUCCUCGUUGGUUGAUUGCCUCUAUGUUGUUUCUCAUGAUUCCCGCCGUUUCCUGCAGAGUGUUCUGGAGGUUGUGGAGGUUCUUAUUGGACGGCUGUUCGGACUGCUCCUUCUGGGCGUCGUCGUUGAACGGAUUCCGGUGCGAGGUGGAGCACCUUUAAUCUGUGAAAACAUGGGAAGCGUAUUUCUGCCGCACCUUCGAACGGGCUGGCACGUUGACCAGGCCAUUUUGUCCGAGGACGACCGUCUGGUGGUGAUCCGGUUUGGCCGCGACGCCGACCGCGACUGCAUGCUGAUGGACGAGCUGUUGUACGGGAUUUCUGCCAAGAUCAGCCAGUUUGCCGUUGUCUAUCUGUGCGACAUCGACCAGGUUCCCGACUUCAACGAGAUGUACGAGCUGUACGACCCGAUGACGGUGAUGUUCUUCUACCGCAACAAGCACAUGAUGUGCGACUUUGGCACAGGCAACAACAACAAGCUCAACUUCCCUGUUCGCGACAAACAGGAGCUUAUCGAUAUCAUAGAAACCAUCUACCGCGGUGCCGUCAAGGGCAAGGGACUUGUGGUAAGUCCGAAGGACUACAGCUACACUGGCCACGGCCGGAAUUAA